Molecule: messenger RNA, 489 nt
Organism: Venustampulla echinocandica
Lineage: Eukaryota; Fungi; Ascomycota; Leotiomycetes; Helotiales; Pleuroascaceae
Exons: 2
Coding region: 1-489 (162 amino acids)
Biological process (GO): proteasome assembly
Source: RefSeq, a predicted model, not a curated record
AUGACAAGUCCAAUCCCAGCACUGUCGAAGGGCAUAAAUACUAUGGAAAUUGGUGGUGGCGUAGUGCCAUCUCCAUUUCCUGCAGCAACGAAGCACGUGGCAGGCCUUGUUAAUGGAGUACAAACCGACCUUACCUCCAUAUACUUCGCCGAUAAGAUAUUAAUCACGGUCUCUCAAGGCGGUCGAUUAGCGCAAUGGAUACAAGUUCCAUUAUCGUCAGCUUCCCCAACUGCAUUCGACACGGCUCUACCGUCUGGCGAAACAGAUAUGCUACCCCUCACCCACCUUACUCCCAAGACCUUGCUUGGUGCUGGUGGCGAUAAAAGAGAGACAAUUGGACAUCUAUAUGCCAGUCAAAUUGCGAGCGCUAUUGUGAAGAGGAACCCCGAGGAGACGAGAACACUAAUGGUAGGCUUUGGGCUGGAAAAAGUGGACAUGGAGCGGGAAGCGUUCUUUGAUCUAGUUGAACUGGUCCACAAAGUCAUUUGA